This is a messenger RNA of Dendroctonus ponderosae (mountain pine beetle), 6673 nucleotides long. It is a transcript of the gene NaCP60E, whose product is annotated as sodium channel protein 60E. The transcript is spliced from 30 exons. Bases 148 to 6291 code for a protein of 2047 amino acids. Gene Ontology annotation, molecular function: voltage-gated sodium channel activity. NCBI's taxonomy places the organism in Eukaryota, Metazoa, Arthropoda, Insecta, Coleoptera, Curculionidae. The record is from RefSeq and is a predicted model, not a curated record. Gene Ontology annotation, cellular component: plasma membrane; voltage-gated sodium channel complex. Gene Ontology annotation, biological process: membrane depolarization during action potential; neuronal action potential; sodium ion transmembrane transport.
ACAUUUUGCGUGGUUUCGAAGCGGUUCCGGAAAAACUACAUUCACCGAUUCACAGCGACCGACUCGAUUUUUAUAUUUAGUCCCUUUAAUUCGAUACGAAAAAUUUGUAUAUACCUAAGCACAAAUCAGUACUUCGAUUAUCUGGUUAUGGCCACCAUAUUGCUCAACUGUGUCUUCCUCGCCAUGACCGAAACAAUUGAUGAAGCAGAGUAUAUUUUUUUAGCCAUAUAUACGCUCGAAAUGAUAAUAAAAACCAUAGCAAAAGGGUUUAUUUUGAACAAGUACACAUAUCUGCGGAACCCGUGGAACUGGCUGGACUUUGUGGUGAUUACCAGCGGGUACGCCACUAUUGGCGUGGAGGGUGCCAAUUUGGCCGGCCUUAGAACCUUCAGGGUCUUACGUGCCUUGAAAACGAUAUCAAUAUUACCAGGCCUUAAAACGAUCAUCAAUGCCCUGCUGCACUCGUUCAAACAGUUGGCCGAAGUAAUGACGCUGACCAUCUUUUGCUUGAUGGUUUUCGCCCUAUUCGCCUUGCAGGUGUACAAGGGCGAGUUACGCAACAAAUGCGUCCUGAAGAUGGAUGACAAUAAUGCUACAUACGAAGACUGGUUCAAUUGGACGCGAAAUUCCGAAAAUUGGCUCAGACGCAAUGAAACCGAAGAGCCAAUCUUGUGUGGAAAUGUGACUGGAUCCAGACAUUGUCCAAUCACACACACCUGCCUGUGUGUUGGCGAGAACCCCAACCAUGGCUACACGAGUUUCGACAAUUUCCUCUGGUCCAUGCUGACCACUUUCCAGUUAAUCACCCUCGACUAUUGGGAGAACGUCUACAAUAUGGUUUUGGCAUCGUGCGGUCCAAUAAGCGUAUCAUUUUUUACUGUAGUCGUUUUUUUCGGCUCUUUCUACUUAAUUAAUCUAAUGCUGGCUGUGGUGGCUCUUGCCUACGAGGAAGAGGCGGAAAUAACCCAGGAGGAACGUAAAAAGGAGCUGGUUGACCAUCGGGAGGACUCAACGUUCAGCUUCGAUCCGACCAAUUUGAACGUUAAGCGACUGUCGCGGCAAAAAAUCAAAAAGAUCGACGCCCGAAAGGGCGUCCUUCUGUCGUCCUACACGCGGAAGAAAACGCGAAGACGGAAACGGAAUCGCAACUCGACCAAUCCGAAGUCCGAAACGGGGAGCGGCAUUUUGGAGACCAGCGGAGGCCAACCGGAGAACAACGAAUCGACCUCCACUAAACCGUCGCCGAAGAAAAAUGGCCGAUCAGUCACGCCCAGUCGCAGUCCCAGUCCCAGGCAGAGUCAAACCAGCGGCUCUCCAAGACCUCAACAGCUGGCGCUUCCAUAUCCCACGCAAAAACAUGUUCAGUUGUCGGAUCCCAAGUAUCCAGACACGCUUCAUCCCAACAAACCUCUGGGUCCGACCAAAAGCGGCAUGCAAAGCAGGCAAGCCAGCAGUAACAGCGAAGGAGGCAAACAGUCCUCUCUAGAUGAUUCGGGAGUAGGGGAUGAUCAUGAGGAGGGCGAUGCCACAUCGGAGGACGUGGCCUCUCACACUCACUCCUCGCUAAGAAGACUGGAAGUGACUCCAGUCACAGUAGCAGUGAGUCCCAAGCAAAUCAAAGUGAUCAAAUGCAACGGUAUCGGCUCGAACAAAAAAAAGUCGGAGCUGUUUGCGCUCCAAACCGACUAUCUGUCGCAAAUCGUCGUUCCAGAUCAGGAAAUUCCAGACCGGAACUGCUUCUGCUGCGAAAGAUGCUGCGUGGACUAUGAGGGCUGGCUGCAGUUCCAGCAGGGCCUCUACCAGAUCGUCAAAGACCCUCUAUUCGAGCUGGCCAUCACAGUUUGCAUUGUUCUCAACACUAUGUUCCUGGCCAUGGAACAUCAUGGAAUGAGCGAGUCUUUGCUGCGGGCUCUGGAUAUUGGGAAUAAGGUCUUCACGUCGAUCUUCACCUUCGAGUGCUGCCUGAAAAUCAUGGCUCUGAGCAAGGACUUCUUCAACUGCGGCUGGAACGUUUUCGACUUAAUCAUCGUCUCCGCCAGUCUUCUGGACCUGAUCUUUGAACUCGUCGACGGUCUGUCAGUUAUCAGGGGACUUCGUCUGCUUCGCGUGCUUAAACUGGCGCAAUCCUGGAUCACUAUGAAAGUGCUGCUGAGCAUCAUCAUCAGCUCGAUUGGGGCUCUUGGAAAUCUCACUUUUGUGCUGGUGAUUGUUAUUUACAUUUUCGCCGUCAUUGGCAUGCAACUGUUCUCCAAAGACUACACCGAGGAGAAGUUCUACCCAGAUCCUGUUCCAAGGUGGAACUUCACGGACUUUUUCCACUCGUUUAUGAUGAUUUUUCGCAUCCUGUGCGGCGAAUGGAUUGAACCGUUAUGGGACUGCAUGAGGGCAGAAGAUUAUGACGGCCCGGGCAUUUGUCUGGCAGUGUUCCUGCCCACGUUGGUGAUGGGCAAUUUCAUGGUGCUGAACUUGUUCUUGGCCCUGUUGCUCAACAGCUUCAACUCGGAGGAGCUUCGACAUCGAAAAGAGGAAGUGGGUGAUGUGUCCAAGCUCACCCAGAGCUUCCAAAGGAUCAGGGACCUGGUACGGAAGCGGCGCUUACAGGAACAGCGCCAGAAUGAGAACAACUCUCGCUUGGAGCAGAUAGUACGGGAAGUCAUGCAACGCCAUGCCGAUGAGGAGGCUUUCAAAGCUGGCAAGUUUUCCCUGGGAAAAAUUGUCUUUGCUCUUGACUGUUUUUUUGCUUCAGCUGAGUUCAAGAAGGCCCAGCAGUUUCCGCGGGAUAAGCGCAGCUACCAGGAGGCAAUGAACCGCCCGAUAUCCAUCAUCAGCUACGACAUUCCAGAGUAUCAGGACAUCCUGCUGGAAAAGGGCAAGGACUCCUCCUACAGCCAGCAGCACUAUGCGCUGUUUCUCAGCACAUCCUCAAAGGACACGGACAGUCCGCCUAAGUACAGCAAAAGCGAAAGGCGAAAGCUCAGAAACAUGUCUUCUGGGGUGGACACCACAAACAGCAGCAGAGACACAGAAAACACUAAUCUGGAUGCGAAAAGCGACAAAGUGCUCACCACGACGGAAUCCAAAGAGGACGACGGCAAAACCAAGCAAGCAGCUGCAGACAAUCUGCAGCCUUGGCAAACGCUGGUUUCUUAUGUGGAUGAGCUGACUUUAGGAGGCAGGAGAAACUCGAAAGGGCACUUUAUCGAUGGAAUGGGCAACUUUCCGGGGUUUGGCAAACCAAAACCCCCAAAAGUGCCCUCCAAUUGCUUCCCGGCUACUUUCUACAACCGAUGCUCCUGGUUGAACAGAUGCUCCGAGUCAGAAGUGGGGAUCAAAUGGACCAAGUUCCGGACAGCAGUUUUGGCCAUUGUGGAUACUUCGACCUUCGAAUGGUUUAUUUUGGUGCUCAUUUUUGCGUCCAGCGUCACCUUGUGCUUUGAGGACAUUCAUCUGGACGAGAAUCCCCGACUGAAGGAGCUGCUCUAUUGGACCAAUUUGGCGUUUUCCAUUAUAUUCGUCAUCGAGAUGUUCUUCAAGUGGGUCGCCCUGGGGUUUAAUAAGUACUUUUCCAGUUUCUGGACGCUGUUGGAUUUUUUAAUUGUUUUCGUCUCACUGUUCAGUCUCCUGAUCGAGGAGAAUGAGAACCUAAAGGUGCUUCGAUCGCUGAGAACGCUGCGAGCGCUUCGCCCCCUUAGAGCGAUCAGUAGAUGGCAAGGAAUGCGAAUAGUUGUAAACGCCCUCAUGUACGCUAUUCCCAGUAUCUUCAACGUAUUGCUAGUAUGCCUGGUAUUUUGGCUGAUUUUCUCCAUUAUGGGUGUGCAGUUUUUCAGUGGAAAGUUCUACAAGUGCGUAGACGAAAAUGGAGAGCGACUGUCCUUAAACGUGGUCCAGACUAAAUGGGACUGUGCAGACCUGAACUACACUUGGGAGAAUUCCAAGAUAUCCUUUGACCAUGUGGGAGUCGCUUAUCUGGCCUUGUUCCAAGUGGCAACUUUCGAAGGCUGGAUGGAAGUGAUGGCCGAUGCAGUGGACGCAAGGAAAGUGAAUGAGCAACCGACCAGAGAAGCCAAUAUCUAUGCCUAUCUUUACUUCGUGGUGUUCAUAGUUUGCGGCUCAUUUUUCACUCUAAAUCUAUUCAUAGGAGUCAUUAUCGACAACUUCAACAUGCUGAAGAAGAAGUAUGAAGGUGGAGUGCUGGAAAUGUUCCUAACAGAAAGUCAGAAGCACUACUACACAGCCAUGAAGAAACUCGGGCGGAAAAAGCCACAAAAAGUGAUCAAAAGACCGAUGAACGCCUUCCUGGCCAUGUUCUACGACUUAUCCAAUUCGCGACGUUUCGAAAUUGCGAUAUUCGUGCUCAUCUUCCUCAACAUGCUCACCAUGGGCAUCGAACACUACGGACAACCGCAUGCAGUGUUCUUCAUUCUGGAAGUCAGCAAUGCUUUUUUCACCACAGUCUUCGGCUUAGAGGCCAUCGUUAAGAUGAUCGGCUUAAGAUACCACUACUUUACGGUGCCUUGGAACGUUUUCGACUUCCUGCUGGUUCUAGCCUCGAUCCUCGGAAUUUUAAUGGAGGAUAUUAUGAUCGACUUUCCCGUUUCGCCCACACUUCUGAGGGUGGUGAGAGUGUUCCGAAUCGGAAGGAUUUUGCGACUGAUUAAGGCUGCUAAGGGAAUAAGGAAGCUGCUGUUUGCGUUGGUGGUGUCUUUGCCAGCCCUGUUCAACAUAGGCGCUCUUCUGGCUUUGAUUACGUUCAUUUAUGCCAUUAUUGGGAUGUUUCUUUUUGGUCAUGUGCGGCAACAGGGUGCUCUGGACGAUAUGGUAAAUUUCGAAACAUUCGGCCGAUCCAUGCAUCUGCUCUUCCGCUUGAUCACAUCGGCUGGAUGGAACGACGUGCUUGAGUCCCUCAUGAUCGAGUACCCCGACUGCGAUCCCCACUACCGGAACCAGACGAAUGGCAACUGCGGCUACCCCCUCCUCUCCAUCAUCUACUUCACCAGCUUCAUCAUCAUCAACUACAUGAUCGUGAUCAACAUGUACAUUGCGAUCAUUCUGGAGAACUUCAACCAGGCCCAUCAGGAGGAGGAAAUCGGUAUAGUGGAGGACGAUCUAGAGAUGUUCUACAUUCGAUGGAGCAAGUACGAUCCUCAUGCGACGCAAUUUAUCCGAUUUGCCCAACUGUCGGACUUCAUAGCGUCGCUAGACCCGCCACUGGGCAUCGCCAAGCCCAACACAGUGGCUCUGGUCAGCUUUAACCUGCCCAUUUGCAGGGGGAACAAAAUCCACUGUUUGGACAUUCUUCAUUCUCUGGUUAAGCACGUGUUGGGACAUGUGGAGGAGACUGAUAACUUCAGACAGCUUCAAGAGCAGAUGAACAUCAAAUUCAAGAAGCAGUUCCCCACUCGAAAAGAACUGGAAAUUGUGUCCUCAACCAGGAUCUGGAAACGACAGGAUAAAGCAGCCCGGCUGAUGCAGAGGACAUGGAAGGAAUACUUGAGGCGCAAGAAGGAAAAGGAACGCGAAGCCGAGGAAGUGGACGAAACCACGCAAACAUCAUCGCCGGGCGAUUGGCGCAGUCGGCUGUCAACUUUCCUGCACGUGCAUCGUGGGUCUCGCGCCUCCUCUCGCAAGUCCUCCAGGGCCUCAGACGCGAGCGAUCUCAGCGAGCUGGGUGGUCCCUGGCUCAAUUUGCCGCUGCUUUUGCUCUCAAGCGCCGCCAAUGUGCCUCCGGAGGACCUGGAUUUGAGGCGCGAGUCCGCCGAUGUGGUCAGCAUCAAAGUGAGCCAGGCCACUCCUGAGGGUGGCUCACCUCCACGAGCCUCUACACCUGCAGGUGGCCCUCGACGCCGAAGCCUCUACAAUUUCUUCCUCAAGCAUCAGGAUGCAGUCGAAAAACCGGACUCUUCUAGUGCCGCCACUUCGCCAGUUACUCCUAGAAAGGAGUUCAAAGUUCAAGGUGCGCUGAGUCUUCAUCCAUCCAUGGCAGAAGAGCCGGCAGUGAAGCGAGGAAGCAUCAUCCGAAGAAAACGGGUUGGAUCGGUGAAAGCGCGCCCGACCUCAAUGAGCUCAGCAGGCGGCUGCCAGCGGACUCAGUCGGAGAAAUGCGCUCACAGCUCAGACGUGAGCAUCCUGGUCACUGAGGCCUCACCGGAAGGAGCCUCCACUCGGCCGGCCCUCAACAGGCAAAACAGUGAGGCCACAGUGGUUCAAGUGCUGGUGCAUCGCGAAAGUGAGGAAUACAAUCAGGAUGAGGACCAAGGCGCAGCUGACAAAGCUGACCAGGCUAGCAGCUGAUCGUAGCUAGAUGAUUAGAUAGCUACCAACUAACUACAUAGUCAACAGUUUUGUGAUAUGCAUAGGCUAAGGGUUGUUUCUUUGCUCUGAUAUUUUCGCCAAAUUCUUCUUAGGGCGUUUUUUAAUCUCGAAAGUCUUCUUUAGCUCUUCUAUGCAACACUUUUCGAUUGUCGCCUGCUGGCGUCUAUACAAGCAAUUUACUUCCCUGUUAGCUACUAUUGGGGCCGUUUUAGCUGAUCAAACUUUUCCAUUUCUAAAGCUAUUUUUUAUUCUCAUAGGGCGCAACUCUUAGUAAAAAGAGAAUAUUUGUUUUGAUAGCUCUGUUAGGCAGUUUGAACAGUAGGAAAUUGAGCACAGCAUAUUACAAUUUAUGUAUUCUUUA